Molecule: messenger RNA, 726 nt
Organism: Alternaria rosae
Lineage: Eukaryota; Fungi; Ascomycota; Dothideomycetes; Pleosporales; Pleosporaceae
Product: DnaJ domain-containing protein
Exons: 5
Coding region: 1-726 (241 amino acids)
Source: RefSeq, a predicted model, not a curated record
AUGGCUCCCCAACCAGAUUACUACAAAACCCUCGAGGUCGACUCGAAAGCAUCACAGCAGCAAAUCCGCGAUGCCUACAAAAAAGCAGCACUAAAGCACCACCCCGAUCGCGUCCCCUCCGACUCCCCCGAGCGCGCAAGCCGCACAAAGCGCUUCCAACAAAUCAACGACGCCUACUACACGUUAUCAGACGCCACACGGCGCCGCGACUACGACGCCGCCCGCACCUACAACAGUUUCACCGGCAGCACCGCAACGCCCGACUCGGACUUUGAAGAAGAAAUCCCGGGCAAUGCAGGCGCCGGUGCAGGAGGCUUCGCCCAAGGCUUCCCGUGGUCGGCUUUCGGUUUCGGCAGCGCGCCCGCCGGCAACACGGAAGAAAGCCACAACCGGUUCUCCGAAGAGCAGUUCGGCGGUAUCUUUGAGGAGAUGCUACGGGAGGAAGGUAUGGCGGAUCAGGAUGCGCAUCCUACGUCGAAGUUUUGGAGUAUUGUAGGUGGGCUGAGUGGAGGGGCUAUGGGGUUCAUUGUGGCAAACUUCCCGGGUAUGGUUGCGGGGGCGGUAGCGGGGAAUAGACUAGGGGCGGUGAGGGAUACGAAGGGGAAGAGCGUUUAUGCUGUGUUUCAGGAGAUGCCGCAGGCGGAUAAGGCAAGGUUGUUGAGUGGGCUUGCGGCGAAGGUGUUUGCUAAUGUUGUCCAAGCCUACUCAAAGGAGGGAUAUCUCUAA